Urocitellus parryii (Arctic ground squirrel) is the source of this 2789-nucleotide messenger RNA. NCBI's taxonomy places the organism in Eukaryota, Metazoa, Chordata, Mammalia, Rodentia, Sciuridae. The record is from RefSeq and is a predicted model, not a curated record.
UCCGCGGAGCAUCCCGCCCGCGUUCUCCGGAGGUCCAGCGCGGUUGCCGCGGAGACCGCCCGGCCAGGGACUGCGCAGGCGCAGCGUCCCGUUGCUAGGACAGCCUCGAGCCGCGGAGCCGCCAGGGAAGUUCCGAGCCUGAGGCGCCUUCCCCGGAGCCUGCCAGCCCRGCUCGGUGCCUGCUGCGACCACAGCUCCCGCCGGGGCCCUUCCCUGCCUGUAGUGAGGGGCUGUCCCGCUCCCACCCUGCCCAGCACCGCGACCUGCGGGGUCCCCGCAGUGGCCAGCCUCCAAAGGCAARGGCAGAGUUCCCGGUGGGCCAAGGAAAGGGGAAGUCGCCAGCCAUGUCGAACGCAAUGUAUAAUAAAAUGUGGCACCAGACCCAAGAAGCCCUCAAUUCUUUGCUUGAUAAAGAGUCUCAGAAGCUGGUGGAGCAAGAGAAGAAUCCUGUCUACAUUUUCCAGAUGUUGGCCACCUUUUACAUAAAGUAUGUGCAGAUCUUCAGGAACCUGGAGAAUGUCUACGACCAGAUAGUCCACCCACAGAAGCGACUGCUGAUCCGGAAGAUCCUGGACGGGACGAUGGGUCGCAUCCUGGAGCUGAAGAACGACAUGGUGGAGCUGGAGUUGUCUGAGUUCCAUUACUUUGAUGAUAUCUUACAGGACCUGAAGUUGGCCCCUCAACAGUUGGAUAUUCCCAUCCCCAAGUACUUUUUGAAGGAGAAAAUAGAAGUAAUAAGAGAAAGAAAGAAAAUCCUUGCUCAGAUAUUAGCUGACAGUGGAUUAGACGCAACUAGCAUGAAAUUAGCCAUAAAGAGCAUGCCCUUCGAAGAGGCUAUUAAAUUAAUCCAGAUUGCUGAGCGGGCGCGGCAGGGCCGCCUGAGAGCCCUGUUCAUGAAGCAGAUAUACCUCCAGGAAUUCAGAGCAAAGCAGGCCCGGCUGCUCGGGGAGAAGGUUGCUGAUGCGGGGGCUGCCGCACUCCGCAUCCAGAAGGUCUGGAGGGGUUUCUGCCAGUCCAAGAGGACCGAGAGAGAGAGAGAAGAGGAGAUGAUAUUCCUGGGCAUGAAUCCCCCUCCUUUCUUCGACCAAGUCAGUGCCACCAUCAGGCAGGCGGAGAAGGUGAACCUGCUGCGCAGCGCGGUGCAGCUGCGGCACGAGGAGGGCUACAGGGAGGCCCUGGUGACCAUCAAGAACGACCUGCAGCAGACGGAGGGCCCGGACAUCAAGGAGAGCCUGCGGGAUCAGAUCCGGCAGUGGUUCAUCGAGUGCAGGAAUCUCACUGGCUCUUUUCCCGAGUUCCCCAAUGUAGAAGACGGAGGUUCUGCUAUGAUUUUUUCCAACAAGACCCCAGAACAGGUGAUUGAAGAUAUCCUUGCAAGCCAAGAAGAGGAAGAAAAGAACAAGAAGAAGGGAAAGAAGGCCAAAAAGGAGGAGAAGAAGAAGGUGGUGAAGGAGAAGCCCAAGGUAAAGGAAGAAGAGGAGGAGUGGAAGAUGUCAAGGAGCGCCUUCCUGCCCUCCAUGAAGGAAGGGAGUGACGUAUACAAAGACAYGUGGAUGAAUAAAGAUGAAUCUCAGAAUUUCCCUCAAGACUAUGACGAAGAGCUGAUCAAGAAGGAGAAACGGAAGGAGGUGGAGGCGGAGAUCAGGGUGCAGGUUGAUGAGCUGAUGCGACAGGAGCUGAAGAACUUAAAACUMGCAGUGAACAAGGAAAUGGAGCUUCCGGUCAGAGCAGGAAAGAAAGGGAAGAAAAACAAAGGGAAGAAAGGGAAGCGAGGGAAGAGGGGGAAGAAGGACAAGGACCUGACGGCCGACAGGACCAUCGAGUCUCUGUUCAAGGAGCUGGUGGAGGAAGGCCUGCUGAUCCAGGCUCGGAAAGUCAACCUCUCUGAUUACAUUGGUGAGUACAGCUACCUGGGGACCACACUCCGCCACGUGUCCAUAGAGCCCAUGCCUUCCCUCCUGGACGUCCGACAGCUCAUCACGCUCUACGGGAUCUUGCCUCUGGGGUCUGCCGCCGUGCACGAGAAGGCUCCCUUGGUGAAGUCCUUGCUGCUGGCUGGGCCGUCCGGGGUAGGGAAGAAAAUGCUGGUCCACACCAUCUGCACGGAAACGGGAGCCAACCUCUUCAACCUGUCGGCGGCCAACAUCGCUGGGAAGUACCCUGGCAAGAACGGCCUGCAGAUGAUGCUGCACAUGGUCUUCAAGGUGGCCAGGCAACUCCAGCCAUCCGUGGUUUGGAUCGAAGACACAGAGAAAACCUUCUACAAGAAAGUUCCCAACAAUGAAAAGAUGAAUGAUCCUAAACGCCUGAAAAAACAACUACCCAAAAUCCUGAAGCUCCUGAAACCGGACGACAGGAUCCUGAUCGUGGGGACCACACAGCGUCCAUUCGAUGCUGAACUUCAGUCUUUCUGCAGAGCCUACCAAAAAAUUAUCUUGGUUCCCAGACCAGACUAUGCCUCCAGAUAUGUUUUGUGGAAACAAAUCAUUCAGCGCAACGGUGGAGUCCUCACCAAGGCCUUGAACAUCAGCUGCUUAGCAAAGGUCACCGACGGCUUCACCCAGGGAAACAUAGUCAAAGUGGUUAAAGGUGUGCUCACGGACAGGAGAAUCCGGCAGCAGAUUCAAAAGCCACUCACCCCAGCGGAGUUCAUCCCGUUGAUAGCCGGCAUGAACCCAGUGUACAAAGAGGAAGAAGAGUGCUUUAAGGUAAGCAGCACCCACAGCCAGAGGCGGGCGGACACUGGCCGCAUGACCUCCUCCCUCCGGCUUGCAGGUCCACGAACCUGA